Messenger RNA from Cryptotermes secundus, 3799 nucleotides. It is a transcript of the gene CARPB, whose product is annotated as carbonic anhydrase-related protein 10. The record is from RefSeq and is a predicted model, not a curated record. The transcript has 11 exons. NCBI's taxonomy places the organism in Eukaryota, Metazoa, Arthropoda, Insecta, Blattodea, Kalotermitidae. Gene Ontology annotation, molecular function: zinc ion binding; carbonate dehydratase activity. The coding region runs from base 522 to 1484 and encodes 320 amino acids.
CGGCAGGUCGUUGCGCGCGAGACAAGACGAACCUGGUGACGAGAUCGGGAACCAUUACAGGUAGCUGCAUUUCGCGCCUCGUGACGUGGAUGCAACAGAAGUGGCGGUAAGAGGCAAGAGGUUAUAUUCUGAUUGAUCACGUUCUUUUAUCAGGUUCGUUAAAGAGAAAUGUGUGUGAUUUCUGUGCUUUUUGCUUGUAAUAUGUAAUGGGAGAACAAUUAAUGGUAAAAUACGACAGUCAUUAUUGCGUUAACAGAGUGGGUGAUCUUGUUUCACGUGAAGCACACGAGUGGAGGUUAGGUUGUUAUAGAAAUUAACAUAAAACUCGCAGAAACAACAGUUUAACGUUGAAAAUACGUUGAAAAAUGGAAAAUAUAUAUGUGUAAUUUAAUGCUAUGAAAACGUGCCGAAAUGAAAGAACUGUGUAGAUCGUGAUUUACUGCUUAAUAAUGGAACAUUGCGAUGUGUUUGAAUAUCUCGUAACUGAAGAGAGUUAAAGUGUCGUGCAACAAGCGGACAAAAUGUGGGUGACCACCGGGACCAGUCUCUUCGGGAUCCUUCUACAGCUCUUUCUACACACUUCCGGUAUCUCUGGGGUCAGCUGGGAAGAAUGGUGGACGUACGACGGCAUAUCAGGACCAGCAUUUUGGGGCCUUAUCAACCCAGAAUGGAGCCUCUGCAACAAGGGCAGGAGACAAUCUCCUGUCAAUCUGGAGCCCAACAAGCUGCUGUUCGACCCCAACCUCAGGCAGUUGCAUAUAGACAAACACAGGGUUAGCGGUAGUAUCAGCAACACAGGGCACAGUGUCAUGUUCACUGUGGACAACUCCACAAGACAUCACAUCAACGUCACUGGUGGUCCAUUGUCCUACAAGUACCAGUUCCAGGAAAUACAUGUCCACUAUGGGCAGAAUGACGACUGGGGUUCAGAGCACAGCAUCAACGGUUACGCCUUCCCCGCCGAGAUCCAAGUGUUCGGCUUCAAUGCCCAGCUUUAUUCCAAUUUCUCCGAAGCACUGCAUCGGGCGCAAGGCAUUGUUGCUAUAUCGUUACUACUGCAGCUCGGUGAUUUGUCAAAUCCAGAGCUUAGGAUACUCACAGACCAACUCGAUAAAAUUAGACAUGGAGGGCAAGAAGUGGAAGUUAAAAGACUAUCUGUACGAGGCCUGCUGCCCGAGACUGAUUACUACAUGACAUAUGAUGGAUCAACAACAAUGCCUGCCUGUCAUGAGACGGUCACGUGGAUUAUCCUCAACAAACCUAUCUACAUAACUAAGCAACAGCUUCACGGCCUGCGGAGAUUAAUGCAAGGGGAUGGUAAACACCCGAAGGCGCCUCUCGGAAACAACUUCCGGCCUCCACAACCCCUGCACCUCAGACCGGUUCGCACGAACAUCGACUUCAAUGUUAAGCAGGGAGGGAAAUAUUGCCCAAGUAUGUACAGAGAAGUAUAUUAUAGAGCCAACAGUUGGAAACAGCAUUGAGCGCCAGCAUCACUCUAGACAAUUAAAACUUUGUGAAAAUAAAAUGCAAAAACUGCUUAAUAUAAAUUACUGUAUCUAUACAACAUGACACAGUCAAGUAAUUAAGGUGAGCCUACCUUUCCCACUAAACAUAUCAAAUGAACAUAAAAUAUCAAAGUGCCAGUGUUCUAGGUACACAAGUGAGACUCCAGUAACAAGGCGUUGCAGUUGACAUCACAGCGUGGCUGCUACAAGAGUUAUAGCAGGCCAGUGUCAUGGAGGUCUAUCUGCUGGAUUCAUUGUCGAAUAACUUCAUAAAACCUGACGCCAUUUCUCCGCCACGUGUCCAAGUUCGUGAAUGUGAUGUUAAUAUUUGAGAGGAUCACAAAAUAUCAUGAGACCUAACACAGAGACUGACUCUUAAGAUUUCCUUAUAAUGGUGUACAACAAUCGAAUUUACUGGGGGUUUGGACUUUGUCAAUCUCUCGGUAUUGUAAAGAACAUAAGAACACUAAAUUUAGGAAACCGGACCUAUUUCCAUUCUCAGGUGAAGGGGUUGGGGACACACAUACUUUGUUGAGUCCGCUAGAAAGAGCUAACUUCAAUCGCCAGAGAGAUCGAGUUUCCGAAAAGUUGUGUUCUUUUUUCUUUAGAAUAAGGAACGAUGGACAAAGUCCAAAAAUUCAGUAGUUCCGAAAGAAAACCUCUGCUUGUAAUAUUAUUUUCUAUCAUAACACUUAAGGUUACGGUAACCUGGAAAUAUGACAGAGUGUUUGGCCAGUAAGCAUUACUACAUAGAUGUAAACACCUUUAAUGAAGUUCAGGCGUGUGUUAUUCGAUAGGUCAGUCAUCAGGAGAAGUUGCAGACCUAAUAACACAGUUGACAGGUCAACAGUCCUGCCUCUCGCCAGUCAUGUUCAUUGUUUGUCUCUCCCAGUCAUAGCAAGUAAACCUAAUGCUAUGCACUAAAUUUCAUGAUAUAUAACUCUACUUUUUGGUAUAUUGUUUCCUGUUAUAUGGUUUAAAUUUUAUUUACUUUAUUUUCCAUAAAUAUAGUAUUGUUACAUAUGUAUAUUAAUGACUAUAGAAGGGGUUCUGAUUUAUGUAUCACUCACAAGUCGUAACUGCAAUUAAGUAUAACACUCAUGCCGAUCACACCUCACCGAAUCUUCCCAGUAUGCUUUCACUAGUACUUACUCUCCGUUUCUUGGCAACGGAUUUAUCAUAGCCUCACUGUCACUUCAUAUAUCACUGUAACUACAGAACACGUACAGUCUUCAAGUCUUUUUGGCACAGUCUAAUUCCUUCGACUGCCGACUCCCUGAAUUCCGAUGUACGACACUCUAGCCAAAGUCAAAGUCACAUUGCGAUUGAAGGUCAUUCAGUAAGUAGUGGUGUCGAGACCCAUCUAGGGCUCAUGACCAGAUAUUUAUUACUGUUUGACAAUUACGAUGUUGUUUUUGUGGGGUACCCUUUCUGACGAGAGGACGGGUCUGUCUUUUGUAUAUGCUGCUGGCCCUCCUCAGCUCUGUCUUUCUCUGGUCCGCGUCCCUUGGGACUCGCGACUAUAUUUUACUCUCUCAGAUUUGAGACUUCCAUUUUCGUCGCCUCCAAAUUGUUUUCUCCGUAUCACAUUCACGAACUACUCAUGUUAAAUAUCUGAUUGUCGAUUGAAAACACUUGAAAUUAGUUCCAUUUAGAAGUCAACGUGUGGACGCAAGAGGACUCUGUUACAGUCUCUUCGUGAAAAUCCUGGGGAAUGCUAAUCCUGUGCUCACGGAUAAGCAAAACAUCUUUAGUUCCACGAAUGGUCAUGUGACGGCAGCAGCAUGCAUCGUGACAUGGCGAUGUCGCUUUUAAGAGCCUACAAGUGUGUGGAACUGAUCGCAGCAAGAAGAAAACUACAAGCUUUUAUAAUUCUGGUGAAUCUACAUUAAUUAUAUGUUGAGAUUAAUGUAUAGAAAUGUAUGGAAGAAAAUGGAAGUCAGAAGUUACUUAUUUAUUUUUAAAAUUUUUCAGAAGCAUUUUCCAAUAGCUUAGCCGUGAUAAUGCAGACAUUUACUACAACAUUUAAUUCCAAAUCAAUUGGAAGCCUAAUGAAGUAAUAUAUUCCUUAUGUUCCUGGUUAACAAAAGAUAGCAUACUGAUAUGCCGAAAAUGAUAUAAAAUUAUUGUUCUAUAUUCUUCCACACUUAUCUAUGUAACAUUAUCACCAAAAUUUUAUGUUGUGAAUGGUCAUCUACAUUUAGAAUGACAGAAAACGAGAUGGUUUUUAUGAAUUCCGUGACAGAAUAUAAAAAGAAUAUAUAUACACAUAAUUACAUUUUCGAAAUAUA